Messenger RNA from Tuber aestivum (summer truffle), 148 nucleotides. NCBI's taxonomy places the organism in Eukaryota, Fungi, Ascomycota, Pezizomycetes, Pezizales, Tuberaceae. The record is from the annotation of a GenBank genome assembly.
UUCUCAGGUUUUUCUCGGCAGACAAUUUCGGCGUUCUUUGAUAGGUCACUGGCUCAGGCACAGGGUGUUUGUCAGUUGUAACCAGAGAGUACUCACUGGUUGCUUAAGAUCACUGGUUUUGAAGAUAAAAAGAAUCAAAGGAAAAAAG